AUGGCUCAACAAGAACUGUUACAAUAUGUCAAUAGUUAUAACUCAUCUUGCCAGUUUCAUCUAGCAGAUACUUUCAAUCUUAUUCUUUUCGCACCUUGUGGUGGUAGUCUAACGCCGACUGAUAUGCUCGAUCGAACACAAGGAGGUUGUCGUCGUCCAGGACCAUAUUGCACAUAUACGUACAACGAUACAUGUCUUGAUGGUGAUCCUUGUGAAACAACGAUAGUUCAAGAUACUCUUAGCGAUCAAUUUAUGGAGAAUGUCGCUGCAGCAUUGAAUAACACAUAUGGUUUAGAACCAUUCGUUGUCAUUGGCAAAUGGCAUCGAAAAAAGGUUGACUCCAAUCGAGAAAUCAAUCAAGCAACACUCAACUAUCCUAAAACUAUUACUGCUUAUCAAAGUUACCACACAAAUCUUCAAUAUGCCAUGGAUCAAGUAAAACAACUACAUGACAAAGGUCUUCUUGUUGAUAUGCAUGGUCACGGUGAAGAAAACUAUACAAUGAUUGAAUACCUUUUAGAUGGUUAUGAACUCCAUAGAGAUGAUCUUUAA
Rotaria sp. Silwood1 is the source of this 552-nucleotide messenger RNA. Lineage: Eukaryota; Metazoa; Rotifera; Eurotatoria; Philodinida; Philodinidae. The record is from the annotation of a GenBank genome assembly.